Phycomyces blakesleeanus NRRL 1555(-) is the source of this 978-nucleotide messenger RNA. RefSeq lists its product as hypothetical. The record is from RefSeq and is a predicted model, not a curated record. The transcript is spliced from 4 exons. NCBI's taxonomy places the organism in Eukaryota, Fungi, Mucoromycota, Mucoromycetes, Mucorales, Phycomycetaceae. The coding region runs from base 1 to 978 and encodes 325 amino acids.
AUGUCAACCUUUAAUAUUGCUGCUAAUUACAACAAUUGCAUAAUUCCAGAUUAUAUAGAAGCUGUCGACUCCUUUGAUCUUUCAUCUGAAGAUGAAUUUACAAAUUGGUUAAAUGAUAUAGCUAAAAAACAUGACAAUUGGGUUUAUCAUCGAUCUUACAGUCAUGAGAAGAACAUGGUCUUCGUUGGGAAGCCUCUUGAAAAUCCUCUCAAACCUGCUCAGAAAUGCGUCAGAACAACCAAGUCCAUCAAGAUUGGUUGUCCUGCUAGUAUCUAUAAGCAUACCAUGACUGAUGAUACUGUUUGUAUCAAAUACAACUGGCAGCACCCAAAUCAUGAUCCAUUUAAGAUUGAAGAAAUCAGUUCGUCAAGAUUGCCAGAUGAAUUAAAACAAUGGGUAGAAGGGCUUGUCAGCAAAAACAUGGAUUGGAAAUCCAUCAAAAACAUGUUUAGAAUGAGUGAAGACAGACUUCUUGAACUUGAACAAGCUGGCAAUAGUUCUUUUUUCCCUUCUUCUCUUCUCAUUGAUUAUCAAUAUGUGAGAAAUGUUAUCAAUGCUGAAAUAAUGAAACUCUCAAGAAAACAUGUGGAUCAUUAUGAAAGUGUCAAACUGUGGGUUCAAGAGUUGAAUGAAAGUGAAAUUACUACUCUUUUUACAUUUCUGGAGAAUUCAGAAGAGUGGUGCAUUGACUCAACAUACAAAACAAGCAAGUCAUUCAAUACUGUAGCUGGUAAAGAACCUGAAGAUUGCUUUGUGUUUACAAUUACUGUGCAAAAUCCUAUCACUAAUAAGGGAUUGCCUGUCUGCUUCUUUAUAACUGAUCAUGAAUAUACCUCAACCUUGAGUCAAUGGUUAACAUGGGUAAAGAACACCUUUACAUUAAAGAUGAAAAGAAUAAUAAUUGACUGCAGCCCUAUCGAAAUUAGUGCAAUUGAAGAAGUCUUUGGCAAUAGUGUUAAUAUCCUGUUAUGUCAUUGA